Molecule: messenger RNA, 1541 nt
Organism: Tribolium madens (black flour beetle)
Lineage: Eukaryota; Metazoa; Arthropoda; Insecta; Coleoptera; Tenebrionidae
Exons: 2
Coding region: 161-1468 (435 amino acids)
Source: RefSeq, a predicted model, not a curated record
AUGUCAUGCGCCUUAACAAAUUUGACAUUUUUAAAAGUUGUCGGUUAAUUCUUCUCUACGAUAUUAUCUGUUGAGGAACAAAGAUUUUGUGUUAAAACAGCUUGGAAUUCUUUAACUAAUCUUCAGAAGUUGUGAUUAGCGUUGAACUCGAAGUUUAAGAAUGAAUGCCAAAGGGGAUGUAAACUACACCAUUGAACAAAUUCGCAAUUUCUGGCCUGAUUUACCAUUUAAUACAGAAGACAUCACUCAAGGACGACCCGACUUCAUUAUUCGCUUUUCGACCAACUUUGUUGCUGAAAUAAAUGACAAAAUUUCAUAUCUGUGCCUCGAGGAAAACGUAGGAGAUGAGCACCCAGAAAAUCCAGAGUAUGAUAAACGGGUUACUUUGUAUUGUAAAGUUAACAGAAUUUUUAAAAAGAUGGGAUACAUUUCUAUUAAUUUGGUCGAUUUUUAUGUUCAAAAUCCUAAAAAAAUGUAUCCAGUUGUAAAAUGUGCCAUUCAUUUUGUUAUUUACUUAAACAACUAUUUGGAUAAUAUUUUUGGUAUUGUAUAUGAGCAUUUAAACAAGCUGGUUGAACAUGAUAACUGCAAGAUAUUGAAACAACGAAUCUUGUCAGAGAAUGCAGAAGAUGCUGAACAUCUUGCACGAUUUAUGGAUAUUUACAACGCAUUGGAGGCAAAAUUAGAAGAAGUGAAAAAGAGUAAUGAAAAAAUUGAUAAGGUUGCGGCAGAAAAAAUGUUUUUAGAAGAAACGUCCGAGUUAAAUCUUCUACAAAAUGAAGUGGAAAAUCUCGAAUAUGAGCUUAAACUACUAGAAGACAAAGAGGAAGAUUUGAAAGAAUGCAUUGUAACAGAUACCGAUUUUGAAAACAUGAUAAAAACAGAAAAAAUAUUGGAACUUGAACAGGCAGAGCUAUGUGGCGAUGAAUUUCACAUCGACGACGGUAUAGAGAAACAAAGGGAAAAUGCAAAAGAACUUGAAACUUACGCUCAAAAGUUACAAGCUUUGAAUUUCGAUUCGUUGGAUGCCAAUUCUUUGUUAAUACACAGGGAGCAGUUUACUUAUAAUAAAAAACACUUGAAAGAACUUAAUGAUGAACUAUGUUCUUUGAUUGAUGUUUCAGAGACGAAAAGAAAAUGGGUUGGAGGACUUCAAGAUUCAGUGGAGAAAGCUCAAGCACGUAUCAAAGAUGUGGAAAACAAAUAUUCAUUGAAUGCUGAAAAGGAACAUAAUUAUUUAAAAGAAAAAACCCUACAAUUUUCCGUCAAACUUGAAGAAUGUCAAAAAUUGGAAUCGCAAAAGAUUGACCUCAACGAAGAAAUAAACCUUAUAGAAACUAAUGAACGUAUUUUAAGAGACACUGUUGCGGAUGAAUAUCGAAAAAUUCUCAAUGAAGACAAAGCGACUACAAAUCAAUUUCACAAUUGGCUGUUACAUAUUAUUAAAAGGUGUAAUCCUCAUGGUUAAUAUUUAAAAGGAUUUUUUUUAAUGAAAUGUAUUUGAAAUUAAUAAAAAUAAAAGUUUUCUAAUAACUUUUAAA